This is a messenger RNA of Botrytis fragariae, 1326 nucleotides long. Its product is annotated as putative ornithine decarboxylase protein. Gene Ontology annotation, cellular component: cytoplasm. Gene Ontology annotation, molecular function: ornithine decarboxylase activity. Bases 1 to 1326 code for a protein of 441 amino acids. Lineage: Eukaryota; Fungi; Ascomycota; Leotiomycetes; Helotiales; Sclerotiniaceae. The record is from RefSeq and is a predicted model, not a curated record. The transcript is spliced from 4 exons.
AUGUCGGAUUUAACUACCAGCACUUGCAGAGGAUCACCAAAACCCGCAGAACAAUUAUUGAAUAACACCAUAUACCAACAGAUUGCUCAUAUAGAACAAUUCCCACAUAUACUUGGCUAUAACGAUCCAUUUUUCGUUGUAGAUAUAGAAGUGAUUCGACGUCAACAUGAUCUUUGGGUAUCUCAUCUGCCUUUCGUCCGGCCGUUCUAUGCCGUUAAAUGUAAUACUGACACCGUGAUGCUGAGAAUACUCAUGCAACUCGGCGUUGGAUUUGACUGUGCAUCCGUGGAGGAAAUGCAUACCGUUCUAUCAUUGGGUGCUCAUCCUGGCAGCAUUAUCUUUGCGAAUCCAUGCAAGGCACCCGAAGCACUUGCUUUUGCCUACAAUGCCGGCAUAAGAAAGACGACCUUCGACAAUCUCGACGAGCUGGAUAGCAUAAACAAAUACAUGCCUAACGCACAACUGAUGCUUAGAAUUUUUGCAAAUGAUAACAGUGCUCUUGUUGCCCUAGGUGACAAAUACGGUGCGCCACUGGAAUCGGCUCAAGCACUUCUUGUACGCGCGAGAAAACUGGGUAUGGAUGUCGUUGGAACUAGUUUUCAUAUCGGAUCGGGUGCUUCAGAUCCCGCAGUAAUUCAAAAAGCCGUUCAAGAUUCAAGAUUGGUCUGGGAUAUUGCAGAAUCUUUAGGAUUUUCCUUAAGAAUCCUCGAUAUUGGCGGUGGAUUUCAGUCCACAGAAUCUGAAUUUGGAGAUAUGGCCACAGCUGUAUCUAACGCCAUAUCUAAAGCAGUAUUUCCAGAGCAAACAACUUUCAUUGCAGAGCCUGGACGUUUCUAUGCGCGCAGCGCAUUCACACUUAUCUGCAAAAUCAUAGCACGCCGGGUGUCAACGACGACAGAAUCUUCCAAAAAUCUAGAAAUGUUAUAUCAAAACGAUGGUGUAUACGGAAACUUUAUGAAUGGGCUCAUUGAAAAGGAAGAGUUCAUGCCAACGUUGAUCAAAAGCAAACUAAAUACGACGAUUGCACGCAAGACUGGGAAUCAUACCUACAAGAUUUGGGGGCCAACAUGUGACAGUACAGAUUGUGUGAGUCGGAGCACCACUUUCGGCUGCGAAGUUAAAGUUGGUGAUUUUUUGGUGUACAGAAAUAUGGGAGCUUAUACUUCAGCUACAGCGACGCGUUUCAACGGAUUCUCCAAUCAAACGGGUACUAUCUAUAUCUGUAGCAAUCUCCAAGAUUAUACACAGAUUGAGGACUCUAGCAGUGAAGAGGGGAAUUGCUCACCAAUGAGCACGGCGUUCAAAAUUCCUACCGGUGAAUUGUAA